This is a messenger RNA of Annulohypoxylon truncatum, 600 nucleotides long. RefSeq names its product CSE2-domain-containing protein. The record is from RefSeq and is a predicted model, not a curated record. Lineage: Eukaryota; Fungi; Ascomycota; Sordariomycetes; Xylariales; Hypoxylaceae. Gene Ontology annotation, cellular component: mediator complex. Gene Ontology annotation, biological process: regulation of transcription by RNA polymerase II. The coding region runs from base 19 to 504 and encodes 161 amino acids. The transcript has 3 exons. Gene Ontology annotation, molecular function: transcription coregulator activity.
AGUCAAUUGUACAACUCCAUGUAUUUCCAAGCUCAGAACUACCUAGUACACCAUUUAGACCAUCACCUUGCGCCGAAUCCACGAGCAUGCGUCAUGGGAGACAGACUUACUCAGCUACAAGAUGCUGUUGAUCAGCUCGCGCAGCAAUUCGUCGCCAGCAUCCACUACAUCAACCGACAUCACAACCUCGAGACUCUUGGCCCGGGCGAUCAAAUUCGAGAUGUAAAACAAGAGCAGGAUGAGUUGGACCCGCACCCCGAAGACGUCUUCAAGGCAUCGCAACUCGAGCUUGCCCAAGACCUAAUCACGAAAGAGCAACAGAUCGAGCUUCUUAUCUCCAUACUCCCUGGUCUCGACAACAGCGAACAAGACCAAGAGCGCAACAUCAAAGAACUAGAAGAGGAACUCAAGGUUGCCGAGGCACAACGACAGGAGGCGAUCAAAGAGAAGGAAGACACCAUGGUGAAACUAGACGCCGUUAUCCGAAGCAUCAGACGCCCGUGAUUACUAGACGUCGCAUGGUGGGAUGUAGAUGUGAUACCCCGGUCAGGUUAGGCGUUUUGGACAUCGUUGCUUUUCUAGCAGGUUAUGGGAAACGCA